AUGGGGGAAGGACACACUCGGACCGAAGAGGCGUCUUGCUCUAUCGGCAUGUCACAGAUCCGAGUAGCAGCGCACGAGGCAAAUCAGAUUGGCGCCAUGCAUUCUGCCGCCGGAACAGCAGAUCACGACCUGCACCCUAACUCCGAGACCCCUCUGGCAAUCCACGAUUCAACCCAGAGUGCAAGUCGCGCGACGUCAGACUCGGAUGAAAAGAGUGACGUACAUGCAGCAACGCCCACUUGCUCAUCGCACGACCCCGCGUCUACCCCGAAAAAAAGUCAUUGGCUCCAAUCCGAUCAACAUGUGCUACCUCACAACAAUAUGAAGAUCGUCAUGCCAGGUCUCUGUCUGGCUGUCGGACUAGCAGCUUUGGAUCAAACAAUCGUAUCAACAGCGUUGCCCAUCAUCUCACAACGCUUGAAUGGCGAUCCUGGCCAGUACUCGUGGGUAGGAUCGGCAUAUUUGCUUGCUGCCACCAGUUUGAUCCCCCUCUACGGUCGGCUCUCGGACCUGACCGGACGCAAGCCGUUACUCUAUGGAGCCAUCAUCAUCUUUCUCUUUGGAUCGGCGCUUUGCGGCGCUGCGCAGAACAUGGCCUGGCUGGAUGCCGCUCGUGGAAUUCAGGGCAUCGGGGGAGGAGGUAUCAUUGCGCUUAUCAACAUCAUCAUUGGCGACAUUGUAUCGUUGCAGGACCGAGGCAAGUUUUCCGGCUGGAUCGGAGGUGUCUGGGGUAUCGCAUCCGUCAUUGGACCUCUGCUUGGAGGAGCGUUCACCGAUGCUGGCCACUCGGGCUGGCGAUGGUGCUUCUUUAUCAAUCUUCCACUGGGUGCCAUCGCUUUCGCCAUCAUCUUCUUCUCUCUCAACCUCAACCCGAGACCAAAGCUUACCUUUCGAGAGGCUUGCGGUGAAUUCGACUUUAUUGGCCUCAUCAUGAUUGUUGUUUCAGUCAUCCUUAUUCUGCUCGGCUUCAACUAUGCAGAGACCAAGGCAUGGAACGUGCCCGAGACCAUCUCAUUGCUCGUGGUAGGUGGAUGCCUCCUGGUUGCAUUCAUGGCAUGGGAAUUCAAGACAGACAAGAAACCAAUUGUGCCACCACGUCUCGUCACCACUCGAACUACGUCGCUGCUACUACUUUCAGUCGUGCUGCACGGAUUCGUGUUUUUCGCCGCCACCUACUACCUGCCCGUCUAUUUCCAGGCCAUCUUUGGCGCAUCUGCGCUCAUGAGCGGUGUCUACAUGCUGCCGUACGCCCUGAUUGCGUCCAUCAUGUCGAGUGUGGUCGGCAUCGGCAUCAGUAAACUGCGCGCCUAUCGACCUUUCCUGUGGGCUGGUUGGGCAGUCAUGGUAAUUGGGUAUGGACUCAUGGCUACACUGAAUGCGAGCUCGAGUCAGGUCAAGCAGGAAGUGUUUAUUGGUAUCGCAGGAUUUGGAACGGGCUUCCUCUUCCAGACGCCGUUGGUCGGGUUGAUGGCUGCCAUGCCGCACGGCGAUCUGUCCACCACGGUAGCGGCCAUGUCGCUGAUCCGGUCGCUCGGAGGCACCAUGGGUAUUGCGGUAGCUGGCGCUGUCUUCAACACGCAGAGCAGGUCGAGACUUGCCAAAAUCCCUGGCUUCACGCCAUCCAUGGUGGCUACAGGAACUGGCGGACAGGACCUCACUGGGCUUGGCAACAUUCAGCCGCCUGAACUUAGCCGCCAAAUCAUCGCAGCCUACGCAGACGGUCUGCAAAUCGUGUGGAUCAUGCUGGCACCUAUGGCGGGCGCUGGCCUGCUCGCAGUCCUCGGUGUCAAGGGCUACUCGCUGCGCAGAGACGUCAAGAAAGCGCCUCAGGUCGGAACGCCCAAGAAGAUGGUCGACCUCGAAAACCCGCAGACCGAAGACGCCGGCGUGCCAUCAACGGAUGACAACCAGGGAGACCGUCGAUAG
Mycosarcoma maydis (corn smut) is the source of this 1926-nucleotide messenger RNA. RefSeq lists its product as uncharacterized. Bases 1 to 1926 code for a protein of 641 amino acids. Lineage: Eukaryota; Fungi; Basidiomycota; Ustilaginomycetes; Ustilaginales. The record is from RefSeq and is a predicted model, not a curated record. The transcript has a single exon. Gene Ontology annotation, biological process: transmembrane transport. Gene Ontology annotation, molecular function: transmembrane transporter activity.